CGCACGUAAAAUAAUUUUGACUUCAGUCAUGGCAAGAACAAAACAGACCGCUCGUAAAUCCACCGGAGGCAAAGCGCCAAGGAAGCAGCUCGCUACUAAAGCUGCCCGUAAGAGCGCCCCAGCCACCGGCGGUGUCAAGAAGCCUCAUCGUUACAGGCCCGGUACCGUAGCGUUGAGAGAAAUCCGCCGCUAUCAGAAAUCCACUGAGCUGUUGAUCCGUAAGCUGCCUUUCCAGCGUCUAGUGAGAGAAAUCGCCCAGGACUUCAAGACUGAUCUGCGCUUCCAGAGCUCCGCCGUCAUGGCCCUGCAGGAGUCCAGCGAAGCUUAUUUGGUCGGCCUGUUUGAGGACACCAACCUGUGCGCCAUCCACGCCAAGAGGGUCACCAUCAUGCCCAAAGACAUCCAGCUGGCCCGCCGCAUUCGUGGAGAACGCGCUUAAACUUGCAUAAACAUCAAAACCAAGGCUCUUUUAAGAGCCAUCACAAUUUCACUGAACGAAAGAUUUCCUAUUGUUGCUAUUAAAAUAAUUUCUCUACGUGUUUUAAUAAUGAAAGGGUGAACAAUUUUAAGUUGUAUUUAAGAUUUGGAAUGGUGAGAGGGGGCAUUACGUUUUGCUGAACAUCACAUUUUACAGAGCAGACAGAUUAUUUUAAACUAGGCACUAAUAAAAAUAGCUAUUUACGGGUUCAUUGUUUAUGUUCGAGUUAAAAAUACCGUAACUCAUGAAUGAUCAUUUAAUUUUGCAAGAAACAUUUAUAAAUAACACCCGCACUUAAAUUACUGUUUAUUGAAAUAAUGUACAUACAGCUGUAUGUACUUUGUGUAGUUUUCUUAAACGGUAUUAACUAAUUUAAAAGAUGUAUAUGUGACAAGAUCGAUAAGCUGGAGUGUGAAGAACUAGUGAGCAGAUGACAUACAUAAAUAUAUAACAAAUAUAU
Misgurnus anguillicaudatus (oriental weatherfish) is the source of this 938-nucleotide messenger RNA. Its product is annotated as histone H3. Lineage: Eukaryota; Metazoa; Chordata; Actinopteri; Cypriniformes; Cobitidae. The record is from RefSeq and is a predicted model, not a curated record. Gene Ontology annotation, molecular function: DNA binding; structural constituent of chromatin; protein heterodimerization activity. Gene Ontology annotation, cellular component: nucleosome.